AUGGGGAAUUGUAUAGUAAUGGAGAAGAAAGUGAUAAAGAUAAUGAGAAAUGAUGGAAAAGUAGUUGAAUACAGAGGACCCAAGAAGGUUCAUCACAUCCUGACACAAUUCUCAAAUCACUACUCUCUCUUCGACUCCCUCUCCAACAACUGUCAUCUUCAUCCACAAUCCAAGCUUCUCUGUGGUCGUCUCUACUAUCUCAUGCCCAAGGAGAUGGCCACAAUCAAGAAGAAGAAGACGACGAUCAAGAAAGUCAGGUUUGCAAAUCCAGAGGUGGAGAAGAAAGUAGAAGAAGAAGAAGACAGAUUUACAGAUUGUGAUGACAACACCAAGGAGAAGAGUGCUAGUGUUGUGAGGGUGAAGAUGGUUGUGAGUAAGCAAGAGCUUGAAAAGCUGCUUCAAGGAGGAUCAGUUCAAGAGAUUGUUUAUAAGAGUCUUGCUAAGCAACAUAUGUAUGAUGAGGAUGAGGAUGAUGAUGAUGAUGAUGAUGAUGAGUGUACCAGAGGCUGGAGGCCUUUGUUAGAUAGCAUUCCUGAAUCUGAUUAG
Molecule: messenger RNA, 546 nt
Organism: Microthlaspi erraticum
Lineage: Eukaryota; Viridiplantae; Streptophyta; Magnoliopsida; Brassicales; Brassicaceae
Source: the annotation of a GenBank genome assembly